Trichoderma virens Gv29-8 is the source of this 2139-nucleotide messenger RNA. RefSeq lists its product as uncharacterized. Gene Ontology annotation, cellular component: nuclear origin of replication recognition complex. The record is from RefSeq and is a predicted model, not a curated record. Gene Ontology annotation, molecular function: ATP hydrolysis activity; ATP binding; DNA replication origin binding. Gene Ontology annotation, biological process: mitotic DNA replication checkpoint signaling; DNA replication initiation. Bases 1 to 2139 code for a protein of 712 amino acids. Lineage: Eukaryota; Fungi; Ascomycota; Sordariomycetes; Hypocreales; Hypocreaceae. The transcript has 3 exons.
AUGCCAGCACAAACCAUCUCUCCAAACAACACUCACUCUACCCGCGGUCGCAAACGGGCUCGAGAAGGUUCAGAAGAUACUAUCGAAAGCGAGGAAUUAGAGUGGGAAUGGAUUUACAGCACCGAUCAGUCAGAACACGGCGAAGAUGAAGGCGAUCGCAAGAGGAGAAAAGUCGCAACCGGUUCCAAGAUUAUCGGGGCUCGCUAUGGCGACUUUGAAUGCCAUGUUGGGGACACGGUGAUGCUCAAAGCCGAUGGAUCUAAUGGAACAUGGGUGGCCAUCAUCUGCGAAUUCCGGGAAGAUGUUGACAAUGAAGGGAUGGCUGCCAAUUUUAUGUGGUUUUUGACGGAGAAGGAGGUUCCUAACAAGGAGAGAAAGCGAAAGGACUUUUACUGGAAUGAGCUGUACAUAUCGCCAUCUUGGGAUGUGAAUCCCCUGGCCUCGAUCGACGGAAAGGCCAACAUCAUGUCGCUAGAUGCCUUCCUCAGCUCGUAUCCAUCUGGAAAGAUCCCACGGAACUCCCCCGACUUUGGAAAGACCUUUGUCUGCCGGCGCGGCUGUAAUACCCGAUCAACAACCUACACGGAUGAAUUUGUAUGGGAGGAGGUGUAUCAGAACGGAGAAGAUGUGCCGGCACUGAUUGAAAUGGUGGAGAAAGGCACCAAGCCAACUCGUCGUAAAGCUCGAGCACAGUCACCACCAGAUGGCGACACAUAUCUGCCGCCUCAAACGCCAACCAAAACGGGGAGAAACUCGGCAACAACCCCCAAAUCGAAGCGAGGACCAAGGAGUGCUUCAAAGAAACUCGAAUUCACACCAUUGGCCACACGGAAGCUGUCGCCGAGCCAAGUUCAAGCCUCUCCGUUCCAGAUCGCACGUUCACGCCUCCACGUUGCAGCAGUUCCCUCCAGUCUGCCUUGCCGUGAAGGAGAGUUCUCUCUCGUAUACUCACAUCUGGAAGCCGCCAUUACGGAGGGUACUGGUAACUGUAUCUACAUAUCGGGAACGCCAGGCACUGGAAAGACUGCCACUGUGCGAGAGGUCAUCUCUCGCCUCGAGGAAGCCGUCGGAUCAGACGAGCUGGACGACUUUAUAUUCGUCGAGAUCAACGGCAUGAAGAUUACGGAUCCUCACCAAGCGUACUCGCUGCUCUGGGAGGCUCUCAAGGGUGAUCGUGCUAGUCCAGCCCAAGCCCUCGAUCUUUUAGAGCGCGAGUUCAACAAUCCUAGUCCCAGACGCAUUCCAUGUGUGGUGCUGAUGGAUGAACUUGACCAGCUGGUCACAAAGAACCAGGCAGUCAUGUAUAACUUUUUUAAUUGGCCAACUCUCCGACACAGCCGUCUUAUCGUACUCGCCGUAGCCAACACUAUGGACCUCCCAGAGAGAACGUUGAGUAACAAGAUCAGCAGUCGACUUGGUCUUACUCGAAUCACAUUUCCAGGUUACAAUCACGAACAGCUUAUGAAGAUUAUCCAGUCUCGUCUCGAAGGCGUACCAGGGAAUAUCGUCGAUGCAGACGCCGUCCAGUUUGCCAGUCGCAAAGUAGCUGCCGUCAGUGGAGAUGCCAGACGAGCUCUGGAUAUUUGCCGUCGAGCGGUCGAGCUCGCUGAGGGCGAUGCCCCGGGAGACCCAAUGACACCAAGCAAGAGAGCUCAGGAUAAUGGGGUUCCAGACCAGUCUCGGCGCGGAAGAGUCACAAUUUCCACCAUAAAGAGAGCCAUCAACGAGGCCACGACGAACCCUAUCCAGCAGCAUCUGCGCGGCCUGCCCCUGACAUCCAAGAUGCUCAUGGCAGCACUGAUUUUGAGAAUUCGGCGGUCCGGCUUGGCCGAGACGACGCUUGGCGAGACUCUAGAUGAGCUCCAGCGAGCUGCGACUUUUUCGGCCAGACCUCCCCCCGGCAUGGCCCAGAUUCUUCCUGGUCUUGCCAAGGGGACGCAAGUCGUGGGCAGACGCUCGGUUGGACGGCCAAUGUACAUUCACACAGCCGCCUUGGAGCUCGUGGCGGCUGGCUUGGUCAAUCUGGAGGCUCAUCGUGCGGAUCGAUCGAGUAGGCUGCGGUUAGCCAUCGCGGAUGAUGAAGUGAAGAUGGCGCUGCGUGAUGACGCCGAUCUCAAGGCCAUGGGUCUGACUAUUUGA